Mercurialis annua (annual mercury) is the source of this 2492-nucleotide messenger RNA. RefSeq names its product glycine--tRNA ligase, mitochondrial 1-like. Gene Ontology annotation, molecular function: glycine-tRNA ligase activity; ATP binding. Gene Ontology annotation, cellular component: mitochondrion; cytoplasm. NCBI's taxonomy places the organism in Eukaryota, Viridiplantae, Streptophyta, Magnoliopsida, Malpighiales, Euphorbiaceae. The coding region runs from base 43 to 2247 and encodes 734 amino acids. The transcript has 9 exons. The record is from RefSeq and is a predicted model, not a curated record. Gene Ontology annotation, biological process: mitochondrial glycyl-tRNA aminoacylation.
AAACCCUAGGACCAAACGCACUCGACUCUUGUCGCUAGUCGCAUGCGUAUUUUCUCCACUCUCAUUCUCAUAGCCUCAUCAACUUCCAUUGGUCACCAUUUCCUCUCUCGACGCAGCACAUUUUCUCAUCUAUCAACCCUAAUCCACCACUCUCGGCCAAUGGCCACAACCGUAACCGAAGAUUCUCUCCGUAGAGCCGUAGCAGAGAAGCUUUCCGCAGUUGAAUCUCAAGGAAAUGUAGUCCGCGCUCUUAAGGCCUCCAAAGCUGCUAAGGCCGAAAUUGACGCUGCAAUUGAAUCUCUCAGCGCCUUGAAGAACGAGAAAUCUUCCGUCGAGAAGCAGCUUCAAGCUCUCGUUACUGGAACUGGCGCAGCUGAUUCCUCCCUUAACAGAGAAGCCUUCCGUCAAGCUGUUGUCAACACUCUCGAACGCCGUUUGUUUUUUAUUCCGUCCUUCAAGAUCUAUAGAGGUGUAGCUGGCCUUUACGAUUAUGGCCCUCCUGGUUGCUCCGUCAAAUCCAAUGUUCUCGCAUUCUGGCGUCAGCAUUUCGUUCUGGAGGAGAACAUGUUGGAGGUUGAUUGCCCAUGUGUGACGCCAGAGAUUGUCCUCAAAGCAUCUGGUCACGUUGAUAAGUUCACUGACCUUAUGGUUAAGGAUGAGAAAACUGGGACCUGUUACCGGGCUGACCACUUACUCAAAGAUUUCUGCAAUGAAAAGCUUCAGAAGGAUCUUAGCAUAACUGCAGAGAAGGCUGCAGAACUGAAACAUGUACUUGCAGUGUUGGAUGAUCUUUCUGCUGAAGAGCUCGGAGCAAAGAUCAAAGAGUACGGCAUUACAGCUCCUGAUACAAAAAAUCCCAUUUCUGAUCCCUAUCCUUUUAACUUGAUGUUUCAAACAUCAAUUGGCCCUUCUGGUUUGAGCUCUGGUUUUAUGCGCCCUGAAACUGCGCAAGGUAUCUUUGUAAAUUUCAAGGACUUGUACUACUACAAUGGGAAGAAACUUCCGUUUGCUGCUGCUCAAAUUGGUCAGGCUUUCAGAAACGAGAUAUCUCCUCGCCAAGGCCUUCUGAGAGUCCGUGAGUUCACAUUGGCCGAGAUUGAGCACUUUGUUGAUCCUGAAGACAAAUCUCACCCCAAAUACACUGAAGUUGCUGAUCUGAAAUUUCUGAUGUUCCCAAGGGAAGAGCAAAUGUCUGGCCAAUCUGCAAAGCAAAUUCGGCUUGGUGAUGCCGUUUCAAAUGGAAUUGUCAACAAUGAAACUCUCGCCUACUUUAUUGGGAGAGUUUAUCUCUUCCUAACUCGCCUUGGCAUAGACAAGGAGAGGUUACGUUUCCGACAGCAUCUUGCAAAUGAAAUGGCCCAUUAUGCUGCAGAUUGCUGGGAUGCUGAGAUCGAGUGUUCCUAUGGUUGGAUUGAGUGUGUUGGUAUUGCUGAUAGAUCAGCAUUUGACUUGCAUGCCCACUCGGAGAAAAGCGGAAUCCCUCUUGUGGCCCAGGAGAAGUUUUUAGAACCUAGAGAAGUUGAGAAACUUGUUAUAUCUCCAGCAAAGAAAGAGCUGGGCCUUGCAUUCAAGGGAAGUCAAAAAAAUGUUACUGAAGCAUUGGAGGCAAUGAAAGAAAAAGAGGCCAUGGAAAUGAAGGCCUCGCUGGAAAGUAAGGGAGAAAUAGAGUUUUAUGUCUGUACUCUUGAGAAAAAUGUGACCAUUAAGAAGAACAUGGUCACAAUUUCAAAGGAGAAGAAGAAGGAACACCAAAGAGUUUUCACUCCAUCAGUGAUUGAGCCAUCGUUCGGCAUUGGCCGGAUUAUUUAUUGUCUCUUUGAGCAUUCUUUCUACAUGAGACCUAGUAAAGCUGGGGAUGAACAGUUAAAUGUUUUCCGCUUUCCUCCAGUCGUAGCACCUAUCAAAUGCACUGUUUUCCCACUCGUUCAGAAUCAACAGUACGAGGAGGUUGCCAAAGUCAUUUCCAGGUCUUUGACUGCAGCUGGAAUUUCACAUAAGAUUGAUAUUACAGGCACUUCAAUUGGCAAGCGAUAUGCAAGGACAGAUGAAGUGGGUGUGCCAUUUGCUAUAACUGUUGACUCAACAUCAUCGGCGACAAUCAGAGAGAGGGAUAGCAAGGAUCAAAUCCGUGUUAGCAUUGAAGAGGCAGCAUUAGUUGUUAAGUCUGUGACUGAUGGGCUACAGACGUGGGAUGAUGUGUGGGCAUCCUUCCCUCAUCACUUGUCAAGUUCUACAGACACAGAGUGAGUUUUGAAUAAAGGCGAUGAGACUUUAGGUUACACUAGCACUUUCUUUACACAAUUCUCUUGAACAGAUGCAAUGUGGUAAUGAAAAUACUUUUAAUCUGUAUUUGGUUACCGAUCCUCGAACAUUCUCUGCAUUGUUCUAAUUGUUUUGGGACAAUAAUUUUACUAUAUACUAUGAAAUGAUGUACUUGGCACUUGUUGGUUUAACAUCUUAUAUGGUAAAAAAUCUUCAUCUUUUUCUUGUUA